AUGGGUCACAACAAGAGCUUUUCGCAAAAUGACGGCUUUGAAUUCGACGAGGCACGAUUCCGGAAAUUCUACAAGCCUUUGUCGAAUCUCCCCACUCCUCCGCCCUCGUCCAGGAACUCGUCUGCGACCCAAAGCCCCCGCUUUCCCGCAGAAGAUGCGGAGGUGUGCGAUGUUGAGUCUCUAGCCCCAGCUGUGCAUCUUACCCGGAUGCUACCCUCGGGACUUUCAUUGGAGCCGCCAUCUGUUGCCGUGGUACAGACAAUUCUCCGUCACGCCAACCUACCUAUGGACACGAUUGCCCUUGCUGUCUGCAUACUCGACGCCCUGCCCGCCAGGUUCCGCAACAGAUGGCGCAUGGCCUACCCUCGAUCACGCCAGACUCCGCUAGCCUCCAAGCGCCACACCAUGCCUUCGGGGCCUAUUCAGCCGCCAAGCGACGAUGCUGUGAUGCCCGAAGUCGUCGCUCUGUCGGCCCUGAUUAUCGCGAACAAGUUCCUGGAAGACAUGCACGAUACGACACAGUAUUUCAGUUCUGUCUGGGGUGCUGAUGCUUGGUCUUGCGAGCAGAUCAACGUUACGGAGCGCUGCGUUAUGGAGGCGCUGGAAUACCGCAUCAUGCCUCUAAUGGCUCCCGACUACAUCCAGGAAGCCCGCCAUGAUUUGGAGUUUACACGACGGGAGCUGUUGGACGAGAACAGCGAUGCUGCUCUCGAGGCCAAGGAGUGUGGGCUCUACCACAUCAAGCCAAUGAGCUCUGGAGAGGCUGUCGUCGGACUUGGGCUGCAGCUGACCCCAGCCGAGACACCCAGGUCUGAGCUGCACACACCUUUCGGCUUUAAUCAAUUCCUCGGCCAGGAGACGAGAGAAGCUUUCGCCAAUACCCAGGAGGUGCCACAAGGCUACCUGCAUCUGCCCUCCGAGGCACACCCACAAUAG
Neoarthrinium moseri is the source of this 936-nucleotide messenger RNA. RefSeq lists its product as uncharacterized. The coding region runs from base 1 to 936 and encodes 311 amino acids. The transcript is spliced from 2 exons. The record is from RefSeq and is a predicted model, not a curated record. NCBI's taxonomy places the organism in Eukaryota, Fungi, Ascomycota, Sordariomycetes, Amphisphaeriales, Apiosporaceae.